Messenger RNA from Micromonas commoda, 1954 nucleotides. Its product is annotated as peptidase. Gene Ontology annotation, molecular function: metalloaminopeptidase activity. NCBI's taxonomy places the organism in Eukaryota, Viridiplantae, Chlorophyta, Mamiellophyceae, Mamiellales, Mamiellaceae. The record is from RefSeq and is a predicted model, not a curated record. The coding region runs from base 1 to 1884 and encodes 627 amino acids. The transcript has a single exon.
AUGGCUCCCGAUCCCAAGCUCGUCGCCAUGCGCGCGGCGAUGAAGGCCGCGGGUGUGGACGCGUUCAUCGUCCCGUCCCAGGAUCCCCACUUCAGCGAGUACGUCCCGACGUGCUUCGAGCGAAGGAUGUUCAUCAGCGGAUUCACCGGCAGCGCAGGCACCGCGCUCGUCACCCACGACGAGGCCCUGCUCUGGACCGACGGCCGGUACUUCCUCCAGGCUGAGCAGGAGCUCGGUCCGGAGUGGACGCUCAUGCGAGGGGGGCAGCCCGGCGUCCCCGAGCCCUCCAAGUGGCUCGCCGACAAGAUGGCCAAGGGAUCCAAGGUUGGCGUCGACCCCGCGGUGCACUCCCUCUCCGAGGCUCGAGCCCUCCGAUCCGCCCUGGAGGCCGCCGGGAGCGCCCUGGUCACCCUCGACGUCAAUCCAGUGGACACGGUGUGGGACGCGGAUCGACCGGCCUUUCCCACCGCGCCGCUGAGGGUUCACAAGGCGGAGUUCAGCGGCAAGUCAGUCGCCGAUAAGGUUGACUUCAUCCGCGCCAAGCUCGAUGAGAACAAGAGCGACGUCCUGGUCGUCUCCCCGCUGGACGAGGUGGCGUGGCUCUUCAACGUCCGCGGCGGUGACCUCGAUUACAACCCCGUGACCCUGGGCUACGGACUCGUGAGCAAGGACGAGGCCUGCCUCUACGUCGACCUCGGCAAGGUGACGAACGAAGUGAGGGCGCACCUCGACGAGGCCGGCGUCGUCGUCAAGCCAUACGACGAUUGCGCCGGGGACAUGCGCGCCGCCGCCGCCGCGGGCAAGACGCUCUGGAUCGACGCCGAUAAGGUGAGCGUGGCGCUCGUGGAGGCUGCCGAGGAGGCCGCCGCGGCGGCUGGCCCCGCGGAGAAAAAGGCAAAGACGGAAAACGACGACGCGAAGAAAACCAUCAAGGAGGGCGUCUCCCCGAUCCCGUUAGCCAAGGCUGUGAAGAACGAGGCGGAGCUCGCGGGCAUGCUCGAGGCGCACCUCCGGGACGGUGUCGCGAUGGCGUCCUUCUGGUGCUGGCUCGACGAGCAGGCGGCGCAGGGUAAGGAGUGGGACGAGUACGAGAUCGGCGAGUGGGUCUCCAAGUUUCGCGCCGAGCAACCGGGGUUUAGCGAGGAAUCCUUCGCGACGAUCGCCGGCGAGGGACCACACGGCGCCAUCAUCCACUACCGCGCCAGCGUGGAGAGCGCACGAAAGGUGGGACAAAAUUCGCUCCUCCUGUGCGACAGCGGCGGCCAGUACGACUGCGGCACCACCGACGUGACCCGCACUCACCACCUCGGAACGCCCACCGACCACCAGAAAAACGCGUACACCCGCGUCUUACAGGGCCACAUCGGACUCACCACGGCGGUUUUCCCCCAGGACACCAGCGGGUUCGUCCUCGAUGCCUUCGCGCGUAGGCACCUGUGGGAAGCGGGGCUGGACUACAGGCACGGCACCGGCCACGGCGUCGGCGCCGCGCUCAACGUGCACGAGGGCCCGCAGAGCAUCUCUCCGAGGUUCGGGAACAUGACGGGCCUCGUGCCCGGGAUGAUCCUCUCGAACGAACCGGGUUACUACGAGGACGGCGGAUUCGGGAUCAGGAUCGAGAACCUGCUCGUGGUGAGGGAGGCGAAGACCUCGCACAACUUUGGCGACAAGAAGUACCUCACGUUUGACUACCUGACGCACAUACCGAUCCAAAAGAAGCUGAUUGACUUUUCUCUCAUGUCGGGUGCUGAGGUGGCGUGGCUGAACCAGUACCACGCGGUCGUUUGGGAGAAGGUGUCGCCCAGGGUGACGGAUGAGAAGGUGAAGGCGUGGCUCAAGGAAGCGUGCGCGCCCGUCACGGUGAAGACGGUCGUGAUUGGAUGAGGGCUAAAUAUGGGUUGCGAUGAUUAUUUUUACGUCUUUCAUGAGAUUCAAAGUAUACAACGUCUAUUAU